AUGGCCGAACCACCAACCAAGCGUGCCCGUCGCACUGACAGCUCAGCGAUGUGGGAUACAAACGACAAACGGCCGCGGCUUUCACACACCCCGGAGGCCGACGCAGAGCAAACCCAUCAUUCGCGCCAUGGAAGCUCGAGACCAGAAGAUCCUCGCACAAGCACAAAGGACGACCGCCGUUAUCGGUCUCGUUCGCGCGAUCGAUAUCCACGGAAAAGAGACAGAAGCUGGUCCCGCGACAGCUACGAGCGGACACGCGAACGAGAUCGGAACCGCGAUGGGGGAAAACGAGACUCGUACAAGGACGGGCGGGGUGUGAGGGAUCGUGAUCGGAGCACGAGUAGGGAUCGGUACAAUAGACGUGGCACAACAAAAUCCGGAAGACCUGAUCGCUCCAGGUCACCGCGCAACGGGACACGUUCUCGAGACUAUUCAGCCCGCGACCCAAAACCAGAUCAACGAGACGGAAAGCGAGACAGGAAAUCACAACCAGACCAGCGCCAUACAAAUGGUGCCUCCAAAAAGGUCGUCAAGGACGAGGAAAUUGAAGACGCCGACAAGAUGAGCGAUAUCGAAGAUACAGACGACAUCGAAGCCAUGAUGCGAAAAGCAGUUGGCUUCACAAGAUUCAGAAGCACAAAGAACACUAAAGUACCCGGAAACGAUAUAUAUGGUGUACGGAAGGAAAAGAAGACGGAAUACCGACAGUACAUGAACCGUGUUGGUGGAUUCAACAGACCUCUCAGCCCUGGCAGAUGA
This is a messenger RNA of Talaromyces amestolkiae, 759 nucleotides long. RefSeq lists its product as uncharacterized. Lineage: Eukaryota; Fungi; Ascomycota; Eurotiomycetes; Eurotiales; Trichocomaceae. Gene Ontology annotation, biological process: RNA splicing. Bases 1 to 759 code for a protein of 252 amino acids. Gene Ontology annotation, cellular component: precatalytic spliceosome. The transcript has 2 exons. The record is from RefSeq and is a predicted model, not a curated record.